UAACAUACUUUGAGACACUUUGAUAUUAAAUGAGACUAACUUGUUGUCUCAUGACAUUAUUGUGUUUUCUUUUAAAAUGAAGUGGUUUAAAGACUUUAAGUUGCUAUCAUGGAAAAAUUUUCUUCUUCAAAAACGUCGUCCUUUUUCCACUUUUUUUGAGAUAUUUCUUCCUUUAUUUUUUAUGGUAAUUUUACUUGUUUUGCGAAUUACAGUUAUAAAGCAAAAGCAAGAUCAUGAAUACAGAUGGGAUGCUUUUAGUAUUACAAACCAAAUUCCUGUUAAUUCUCCUUCUGAUGGCAGGUGGAAAAUUGCUUAUGCUCCUAAUAAUACCCAAUACUUUUCAAUUAUGUCUAACUUUAUGUCAUAUCUAGAUGCUGGUAUAGCUCCAUUUCAAACUGAGAAAGAUCUAAUUGAUGUAGUUGUUAUUGAUUUGGAAAAGGAAGUUUCAAAUCAAACUUAUUUAUGUGGAGUUGUAUUUGAUGGAGCUUAUAACGACAAAGAAAUAAAAUACAGACUCAGAUUUCCUUCUGAUCUGCGUAAACCAUCUAAUCCCCAAGCAAUUAACCCUCAGACAUGGUUUACUGAGUUAGUUUUUCCAUCUACCUUUCAAGGUUUAGGCCCACGAACAAAAGAUUCCUUAUAUGGUGGACCCCCUGAUUAUUUCAAUGUUGGCUUCCUUUCAGUUCAAAGAGCGCUUGAUUUAGCAAUUAUCAAAAACCAAAAUAAGUCCUUUGACAUUCAAAAUAUGAGCAUUUCUAUGCAGAGAUUUCCUUAUCCAAAAAAAUUAUUAGAUCCUUUUAUCGGUGUGAUUCAAACAGUACUUCCUUUGCUUUUGAUGUUGUCUCUUGUCUAUACUGCUCUAUCUAAUGUUAAAAAUGUUGUCUUCGAAAAAGAGCACAAAUUAAAGGAAUCAAUGAAAAUGAUGGGUCUUCGGAAUUGGAUUCACUGGCUGGCUUGGUUUACUAAAUGCUUUAUUUUCCUUCUUAUUCCUAUGAUUCUUAUUUCUAUUGUAAUGUGUGUUGAUUUUGGAAGAGGAAAAAUGCUUACUAAGUCAAAUGGUGUAAUAAUCUUCAUAUUCCUUGUUUUGUACUCAAUUUCUUCAAUAAUGUUUUGCUUUUUAGUUUCAACCUUAUUUUCAAAAGCAAACACUGCUGCAGCUGCUGGUGGUAUUUUAUGGUUUCUCUCAUAUGUUCCGUAUUCAUUUCUUGCUAAAUCCUAUGAUACUCUUUCAACAAAAAUCAAAAUUUUAGCAUGUCUUGAUUUUCAAAUAGCCAUGUCUUUAGGCUCGAAUUUAAUUGGUCAGUUUGAAGGUCAAGGAAGUGGAUUGCAAUGGGAUAAUAUAAAUAAAGGAGUUACUAUUGAUACAACAUUUACUUUUUUACAAGUUUUGUUAAUGUUUUUAGUAGACAUUGUAUUUUAUGGGUUAUUGACAUGGUAUAUAGAAGCAGUGUUUCCAGGAGAGUAUGGAAUACCACAAAAAUGGAAUUUUUUUCUCACUAAAAGCUAUUGGUUUGGAUAUCAAUAUGAUGGUAGAUUAUGUUCAGUUGGUGCAAAUUUGAGUCCUAGCUCUCUGAAAUGUGGUUUUCAGCUCCUAGAUUUCAAUCCAAUAAAACAUAACAACGAAUUUAUUGAAAGGUAUCCAGAAGGAUUGAAUCCUGGAAUAUCAAUACGAAAUCUAAGCAAAGUGUUCAAGACAGAGAAUGGUACAAAAGUAGCUGUUGAUGAUUUAUCGUUGAAUCUUUAUGAUGGUGAGAUCACAGCUUUUCUUGGACAUAAUGGUGCUGGCAAAACAACUACAAUAUCCAUGCUAACAGGUUUGAUACCUCCAUCCUCUGGAACUGCAAUUAUUAACAACUAUAAUAUUUUAAAAGAUAUUGGUUCUGUGAGAAAAAGUCUUGGUAUUUGUCCUCAGCACAAUGUACUAUUUGAUCACCUCACUGUAGAAGAACAUUUAUGGUUUUUUACUAGCUUGAAAGGUGUUGAUGAUAAAAAUCUUAUUAAUGAUGAAGUCAAUCGUAUGAUUGACUUAGUUGGUUUGGCUGAUAAAAGGAAAUCAAAACCUAAUAGUUUGUCAGGGGGUAUGAAGCGUAAAUUAUCAGUAGGGAUUGCUCUUGUUGGAAACUCUAAGAUAGUAAUACUAGAUGAACCCACAAGUGGUAUGGAUGUGUCUGCACGCCGAUUUACGUGGAAUUUAUUACAAAAAGAGCGCAAAGGUCGUACAAUACUGCUAACUACACAUUAUAUGGAUGAAGCGGAUGUUUUAGGUGAUCGAAUUGCUAUCAUGGCAGAUGGAAAACUCCAAUGUUAUGGGUCUUCACUAUUUUUAAAAAAAAAGUAUGGUGUAGGUUAUCAUAUGGUAAUGGUAAAAAAUACUAACUGCAAAGUUGAUCAAAUGACAAAGCUUGUAACUAAGCAUAUUCCAACAGCGUCCCUUGAAAAUGAUGAUGGUAUGGAAUUGUCUUACAUACUUCCUAGUGACUAUGUUUCGGUUUUUGAAAGUUUAUUUUCUGAAAUUGAAAAUCGGCGUGAAGAACUAGGAAUAUCAAGUUAUGGUGCAUCUAUUACAACUUUAGAAGAAGUGUUUUUAAAAGUUUGUGAAAAUGCUGAAGAAAUGCAAAAUGGUGACCAAAACAUAAUAAAAGAAAUAGGCUUAAGCUCAAGUUUGCCUGAUAUUCUCCCUGAUGUGUUACCUUCAUCUAAGCCACUAAGCAUGCAGCUUCUUGAUCCACCUUCACUUUUGUCACAAAAAAAUAUUGGUUGGACUCUCUCAGUCCAGCAGUGGUAUGCAAUGUUUUUAAAACGAUUUCUUCAAUCUAAAAGAUAUAAAGCUGCACUUAUAUCUCAACUUAUUAUGCCUGGUUUAUUUGUAAUGCUUGCAUUGCUAAUUGUAAAAGCUAUGCCAAAAGCUGAAGACCCCCCUCCUCGUCUUCUUGAUUUAAGUAUGUUUGGAUCUAGUAAUGUUGUUUUAAAGGGAAACAGCUCAAGUGUUUUUGAUGUCUCAAUCUAUGAAAGUUUCAUAAAUAGCAAAAAAUCUGUUUUAAAACAAGCUGACCAAAAUGUGGUAGAUUAUUUAUUAUUGCUAGAAACACGUGGUUUAGGAGAAUUUAACUUAAAGUAUCUGAUUGGUUUAGAGCUUAAUUAUACAAUUAAAGAAGCUACUAUGUGGUUUAACAAUGAAGCAUUUCAUGCUGCCCCAGUUUCAUUGAACGCUUUUACAAACUCAUUACUACGUAUGUAUAAGCCUGAAUGUUCUAUCUCUUCUACAAAUGAUCCUUUACCAAAAACUGUAAAGCAAAGCAUAUCUGAUCUUUCUAUUAAUCCUAAUGGUUUUCAAAUUGGAUUUAUGUUGGUGUUUGCUAUGGCUUUCUUAGCCUCCAGCUUCAUUGUUUUUUUAGUACAAGAGAAGGCUUCAGGUUCAAAACAUGUUCAAUUUGUUAGUGGUAUUAAUCCAUUUAGUUACUGGUCAUCUGCAUACAUAUGGGAUUUAAUUAAUUUUAGUCUGCCUGUUAUUCUUAUUGUUAUAAUAUUUGAGAUUUUUCAACAAGAGGCUUUUAUAGGUGAUAGACUUGGCUAUGCUGUAUUGUUAUUAGUCCUCUAUGGAAUGGCUGUCAUUCCUUUUAUGUAUUUGUUUUCAUUUUUAUUUGUUGUUGCCUCUACUGGUUUUACCAGGAUGACUAUUUUAAAUGUUAUAACAGGAUUGGCAACUUUGCUUGUUAUCUUCAUAUUAAAUUUGACUUCUCCCGAUUUGCAAGAUGUAACAAAUGUUUUAAAGUGGAUUUUUUUAGUGCUACCUAACUACUGUCUUGGUCAAGGAAUAAUUGAUAUUUUUAAUAACUUUCAGUAUAUAAAUAUCUUUGAUAAAUCUUUACAAAUGUGUAUUGAUAAUCUUAGCAAAAAAUUUAUGUCAUCACCUGUAAUUAAUGAAUUAUGUAUGAAUAUUACACAAGAAAUGUUUACAAAGCAAUCAAUUACUUUUCAAAAAAAUUAUUUGUCAUGGUACAAUCCUGGAAUAGGUCGGUACUUAGUAUUUAUGGUGCUUCAAGCUGUGGUUUUCUUUUCUCUGGUUUUAUUUAUUGAGUAUAACAUUUUAAAAAAAUUUGUAUUUCUCAUAAAAAGUCUGGUUUUCAAUAGAAACCGAGUGCAACAUUUAGUUGAGCCAGGUUUACAAUUAGAUGAUGAUGUUGAAAAUGAACAAAUGCGAAUUAAGCAAGGUGAUACUUCAAAUUGUGUAUUAAAGCUAGAUGGACUUACUAAAGUAUAUGGCUCUAAGUUUGGUGAAGAAUUUUUAGCUGUAGACAAUAUAUCUCUUGGUAUACAAUAUGGAGAAUGCUUUGGAUUAAUUGGGCAAAAUGGGGCUGGUAAAACAACCACAUUUAAAAUGCUAACUGGAGAUGAAACCAUUACUAGUGGAAUGGCAUUUAUUGAUAAAUUCAAUGUAGCAACAGAAAUGGCGCAGGUUCGUCAAAAAAUGGGUUAUUGUCCUCAAUUCGAUUCUUUAAACGAUUUGAUGACUGGUCGUGAGCAUCUAGAAAUGUAUUGUCGAUUACGAGGUGUCCCUGAGAAAAACAUUCCAUAUUUAGUUAAAUUUCUUGCAAAAAGUUUGUCUUUUGAUCAGCAUAUAGAUAAAGUCACCAAGGCGUAUAGUGGUGGUAAUAAGAGAAAGCUAUGCACAGCAAUUGCCCUUGCAGGUGAUCCACCACUUAUAUUCUUAGAUGAGCCAUCAUCAGGAAUGGAUCCUACAGCAAGACGAAUGUUGUGGAAUUCUUUAUUUCGAGUUUUAAAGUCUGGCAAGUCGAUUGUUAUAACAUCACAUCUUAUGGAGGAAUGUGAAGCAUUAUGCUCAAGAUUAGCUAUUAUGGUUAACGGACAGUUUAAAUGUAUUGGUAGUCCACAGCACUUAAAGAAUAAAUUUGGUGAAGGUUAUACGCUUAUUGCUCGAGUUGGUGGACUGCAUCCUGAAACAGCAUCUUUAAAACAUUUUAUAGAGACAAAGUUUCCUGGAUCUUUGCUUAAAGAUGAACAUCAAGGUUAUCUACAUUACCAACUAAAGAAUAAAAACAUAUCGUGGGCAAAUGUAUUUGGAGUGAUGGAGAGUGCUAAAGUUCAAUUCAAUAUUGAAGAUUACUCUGUUAGUCAAACUACCUUAGAGCAGAUAUUUUUGAAUUUUACAAGAUCUCAAAGAACAGAAGACGAAUAGUUUUGUAAACUUAUUUUGUAAUUUUUAAUUUAGCAACUUUGGUGAAGUAAUUUGUCAAAUAGUUUGUUUCAAAUAAUUUAUAUCAAAUAGUCAAAUAAUAUAUGUUGAAUAAUUUUCCAAUUUUUAUUCUUUUUUAAAAAGUUUAUAUAAAUUGUAUAUUUUAAAAUAUACAAAACAUGAUUUUAUAAAUUUCUAUUUUGUAUGUGUGCAUAUUGUGUUGAUGUUUUUUUUACACAAUAAAGAUGAUUAAAAAUGU
Molecule: messenger RNA, 5453 nt
Organism: Hydra vulgaris (swiftwater hydra)
Lineage: Eukaryota; Metazoa; Cnidaria; Hydrozoa; Anthoathecata; Hydridae
Source: RefSeq, a predicted model, not a curated record